Salmo salar (Atlantic salmon) is the source of this 2072-nucleotide messenger RNA. RefSeq names its product Alpha-N-acetylgalactosaminidase (gene nagab). Gene Ontology annotation, cellular component: cytoplasm. Gene Ontology annotation, biological process: oligosaccharide metabolic process; glycoside catabolic process. The record is from RefSeq and is marked provisional. Gene Ontology annotation, molecular function: alpha-galactosidase activity. Lineage: Eukaryota; Metazoa; Chordata; Actinopteri; Salmoniformes; Salmonidae.
CCUUGAGGCACUAACCGAACGCUGCUUUACAAGCUGUAAAAAAAAAUUAACCUAGAAUGCGAUUUGCAGUAGCAUUGUGUGUGCUGGCGCUCUUUGUGGCCACCCUUGCCCUGGACAAUGGUCUGAUGAGGACCCCUCCUAUGGGCUGGUUGGCAUGGGAACGCUUCCGCUGUGACAUCGACUGUCAGAACGACCCCAAGAACUGCAUCAGUGAGGUUCUGUUCCGGGACAUGGCAGAUAGGCUGGCUGAGGACGGCUGGAGGGAGCUGGGAUAUGUCUACGUCAACAUAGACGAUUGCUGGGCCUCCAAGGACAGAGACAGUAAUGGACGCCUGCAGGCUGACCCUAAGCGGUUCCCAAGUGGGAUCCCCAACCUGGCGAGCUACAUCCAUGAUCGGGGGCUGAAGCUGGGUAUCUACGGGGACAUGGGCACACUCACAUGUGGAGGGUACCCUGGGACCCCCCUGGACAAGAUCACUAUAGACGCUCAGACUUUCGCUGACUGGAAAGUGGACAUGCUGAAGUUUGACGGCUGCUACUCCAACGCUACGGAGCAGGAGCAGGGCUACCCUGCCAUGUCAAAGGCUCUGAACGCUACCGGACGUCCCAUUGGCUACUCUUGCAGUUGGCCAGCCUACCAGGGUGGACUCCCACCCAAGGUGAACUACACCCAACUGGGAGAGAUCUGUAACCUGUGGCGUAACUAUGGUGACAUAGAGGACUCGUGGAAUAGUGUGCUGAGCAUUGCUGAUUGGUUCUUCAACAACCAAGACGUCCUGCAGCCUGCAGCUGGACCCGGCCGUUGGAAUGAUCCUGACAUGGUCUGUCUUUGUCAAACUCUCCAUUUCACUGUAGAGGAAAUGUUGCUAUUCAAUGAACUAACCAAUCAGAGUGAGGAGAUGACCGAGUAUGUUUUAGCUUCUGGCUGAACUGACUGUGUGUGUAUUCUAGCUGGUGGUCGGGGACUUCGGGUUGAGCAUGGAUCAGUCUCGGUCUCAGAUGGCUCUGUGGGCCAUCAUGGCUGCUCCUCUCUUCAUGUCCAACGACCUGAGGACCAUUAGCAGCGGGGCACGCACCAUCCUGCAGAACAAGGUGGCCAUCGGCAUCAACCAGGACCCCAUGGGCGUCCAGGGUAGACGCCUGAUCAAGGAGAAGAGCGGUAUUGAGGUGUUCUGGCGCCCUCUGUCUGAUAAGGCCAGUGCUCUAGUGUUCUUCAGUCGUCGUACUGACAUGCCUUACCGCUACCAGGCCUCCCUGGGACAACUCAACUACACCACUGGCAGCUACAAGAUCUAUGAUGUGUUUGCGGAGCGGGAAAUGGCCACACUGAAGGACUCCACACACUUUGUUGUGUCCAUCAACCCCUCAGGUGUGGUCAUGUGGUAUAUCUCAGCCCCUGCAGACCAGGACCAGGAGAACGCCCACAUCGGGGGAAAGCUCAGGGGACCCGCCUUCCAUGGCCACGCCAACGGUAUCUCACCCAUCGUACUGUAACCUUCCCCCAUUGUCUUUGAUGUCUCCUUAAGAUGAUACUUGCUUUCUCUCAGCUCUACUUUUUCACUAAUCCAACAUUAUAAUAUAAGCCAUUUAGCAGACAUUUUAAUCCAAAGCGAUUUAGUCAUGCGUGCAUACAUUUUACUUAUGGGUAGUCCCGGGAACAUUCUCAUUAAUGAAUACCUCAAGGAAGGGAGCAAAGUAUUUAUUUCCAUAAUGGACAGAGCAAAUGCUAUUUUAAUGUUGUCCCACAAAGAUGACAGUUGUCUCCCUGAGAUGACGUCACUCAAUACUCAGGAAUGUUCUGAUUAUACAAUUGACAGUAACCAUGAUGAUGCUGGUCACUGCCACUGCACUGUAGUUUCUUAUGUUUACAAGUUUUAAUUUAAAAGGUACUCUUAUUUUCAUUGCACAAAUGUUUUAUGUUCUGGAUUUAAGGGCUCUGGUGCGCAAUGUUUUCAGGGAAUAACAGGAAAUGAUUAGAUAAUUAUCAGAUAUCUUAUUUUAAAUGAUUGAUGCUGUGAAUGAUUUUUAUAUUUUCUUAUGUUUUCAAAAACCAAUAAACACUUUUUCCAGUG